Messenger RNA from Nannospalax galili (Upper Galilee mountains blind mole rat), 4207 nucleotides. Its product is annotated as structural maintenance of chromosomes protein 2. Gene Ontology annotation, biological process: chromosome organization. Gene Ontology annotation, molecular function: ATP binding; ATP hydrolysis activity; protein binding. The record is from RefSeq and is a predicted model, not a curated record. Gene Ontology annotation, cellular component: chromosome. Lineage: Eukaryota; Metazoa; Chordata; Mammalia; Rodentia; Spalacidae.
AUUCAAAGGAAUAAAUAGUUCCGGCGCGGGUGUUUGAUGGUCCUAGUACCGGUGUGAGGAUGGUAGACGUCGGGACGCUGGUGGUGGGAUUGGUGGGGUUCGCCUGAUAGCGCCCACGCCCAGGUCAGGGGCCUCACCGGCCGCCUUGCGACCCGGAGGAGCUCUGCGGGAGGCCAGGUAGCGCGGAGCAGACCUGGCUUGUGGCGUUAUCUAAACGAGGCUUACCAGCCCAAGACAGUAUUUUAAAAUGCAUAUUAAAUCAAUCAUUCUCGAGGGAUUCAAGUCCUACGCACAGAGGACUGAAGUCAAUGGUUUUGACCCCCUCUUCAAUGCUAUCACUGGUUUAAAUGGUAGUGGCAAAUCUAACAUCCUGGACUCCAUCUGCUUUCUGCUGGGCAUCUCCAACCUGUCUCAGGUGCGGGCUUCUAAUUUACAAGAUUUAGUUUACAAAAAUGGGCAGGCUGGAAUUACCAAAGCCUCAGUUUCAAUCACUUUUGAUAAUUCUGACAAGAAACAAAGUCCUUUAGGAUUUGAAGCACAUGAUGAAAUCACAGUAACAAGACAGGUGGUUAUUGGUGGCAGAAAUAAGUAUUUGAUCAAUGGCGUCAACGCUAACAACACCAGAGUCCAGGAUCUCUUUUGUUCUAUUGGCCUGAAUGUUAACAACCCUCACUUUCUCAUCAUGCAGGGCCGAAUUACAAAAGUGUUAAAUAUGAAACCUCCAGAGAUUUUAUCCAUGAUAGAAGAAGCAGCUGGAACCAGAAUGUAUGAGUACAAAAAAAUAGCCGCCCAGAAAACGAUAGAGAAAAAGGAAGCCAAGCUGAAAGAAAUUAAGACGAUACUUGAAGAAGAGAUUACUCCAACCAUUCAAAAAUUAAAAGAGGAAAGAUCCUCUUAUUUGGAGUACCAAAAAGUAAUGCGAGAAAUAGAACACCUGAGCCGUUUAUAUAUUGCUUAUCAGUUCCUGCUGGCUGAAGAUACAAAAGAACGCUCAGCUGAAGAGUUAAAAGAAAUGCAGGAUAAAAUAUUAAAACUUCAAGAAGAAUUGUCAGAGAAUGAUAAAAAAAUAAAGGCACUUAAUCGUGAAAUAGAAGAGUUGGAAAAAAGAAGAGAUAAGGAAAUAGGAGGAGUCCUUCGGUCUUUAGAAGAUGCUCUUGCAGAGGCUCAGCGAGUUAACACUAAAUCUCAAAGUGCAUUUGAUCUCAAGAAGAAAAAUCUAGCAAGUGAGGAAAGCAAACGCAAAGAGCUAGAAAAAAACAUGGUUGAGGAUGCUAAGACAUUAGCAGCAAAGGAAAAGGAAGUUAAAAAGAUAACAGAUGGGCUGCAUGGCCUUCAAGAAGCAAGUAGGAAAGAUGCUGAAGCCCUGGCCGCGGCACAGCAGCACUUCAAUGCCGUCUCCGCUGGCCUGUCCAGCAGUGAGGACGGAGCAGAAGCAACUCUCGCUGGUCAAAUGAUAGCCUGUAAAAACGAUAUAAGUAAGGCCCAGACAGAGGCCAAGCAGGCUCAAAUGAAGUUGAAACAUGCCCAACAAGAAUUAAAGACUAAGCAAGCAGAAGUUAAGAAGAUGGACAGUGGUUACAAGAAAGAUCAAGAAGCUUUAGAAGCUGUAAAAAGAGCUCAAGAAAAACUUGAAACUGAAAUGAAGAAGCUAAAUUAUGAAGAAAAUAAAGAGGAAAGAGUUCUGGAAAAGCACAGGGAGCUGUCUUGCAAUAUCAGUAGACUGAAGGAAACAUACGAAGCACUCCUAGCCAGAUUUCCCAAUCUUCGAUUUGCAUACAAGGAUCCAGAGAGGAACUGGAAUAGAGAUUGUGUGAAAGGACUUGUGGCUUCUCUGAUUAGUGUGAAAGAUAAUUCUGCAGCCACAGCUUUAGAAUUAGUGGCUGGGGAACGACUGUACAAUGUUGUGGUAGACACAGAGGUUACUGGUAAAAAGCUACUAGAAAAGGGGGAAUUGAAGCGUCGUUACACAAUAAUUCCUCUCAAUAAAAUUUCAGCCAGAUGUAUUGCUCCAGAAACUCUGAGAAUCGCUCAGAAUCUUGUUGGUCCUAACAACGUCCAUGUUGCUCUUUCUUUGGUUGAAUACAAACCGGAACUUCAGAAAGCAAUGGAAUUUGUCUUUGGAACAACAUUUGUUUGUAACAAUAUGGAUAAUGCUAAAAAAGUAGCCUUUGACAAGAGGAUAAUGACUAGAACUGUAACUCUAGAGGGUGAAGUGUUUGAUCCUCAUGGGACAUUGAGUGGAGGUUCUCGAUCCCAAGCAGCUUCUAUUUUAACCAAGUUUCAAGAACUCAAAGAUGUUCAGGAUGAGCUGAAGAUGAAGGAGGAUGAGCUCCAGGCUCUAGAAAAGGAAUUAGCAGGUCUUAAAAACAUUGCUGAGAAGUAUCGCCAACUGAAACAGCAGUGGGAGAUGAAAAUGGAGGAGGCAGAUUUGCUACAAACCAAACUCCAGCAGAGCUCCUAUCACAAGCAGCAAGAAGAGUUAGAUGCCCUUAAAAAAACUAUUGAGGAAAGUGAGGAGACCUUAAAAAACACCAAAGACAUCCAGAAAAAAGCCGAAGAAAAGUAUGAAACAUUGGAGAGAAAGAUGAAAAAUGCAGAAGCUGAAAGAGAGAAAGAGCUGAAGGAUGCUCAGGCAAAACUGGAUUGCACCAGAACAAAAGCAGAUGCAUCGAGCAAGAAAAUGAAAGAAAAACAACAGGAAGUUGAAGCCAUCACUCUAGAGCUAGAUGAGCUCAAAAGAGAGCAUGCAUCCAAUAAGCAGCAGCUUGAAGCUAUCCAUGAAGCUAUCAAAUCCUAUGAAGGGCAGAUUGAACUCAUGGCAGCCGAGGUAGCCAAAAAUAAGCAAUCAGUAAAUAAGGCUCAAGAAGAGCUGACAAAGCAGAAAGAAAUAAUAACAGCUCAAGACAGUGUCAUUAAGAUAAAUGUGCAGACGUGGCCAAACACAAGGAGCAGAACAAUGAUUCAGCUUAAAAUUAAGGAAUUAGACCACAACAUCAGCAAACACAAACGAGAAGCCGAAGAUGCUGCUGCAAAGGUAUCCAAAAUGUUGAAAGACUAUGACUGGAUUAAUGCAGAGAAACACCUGUUUGGACAACCAAAUAGUGCCUAUGACUUCAAAACUAACAACCCCAAGGAAGCUGGUCAGAGACUUCAAAAGUUGCAAGAAGUGAAGGAGAAACUAGGAAGGAACGUCAACAUGAGAGCUAUGAACGUGCUGACGGAAGCUGAAGAGCGGUAUAAUGACUUGAUGAAGAAGAAGAGGAUUGUAGAAAAUGACAAAUCCAAAAUUCUUGCAACCAUAGAAGACCUUGACCAAAAGAAAAACCAAGCCCUAAAUAUUGCUUGGCAAAAGGUGAACAAAGACUUUGGGUCCAUUUUUUCUACCCUCUUACCUGGUGCCAAUGCUAUGCUUGCACCACCAGAAGGGCAGACAGUUUUGGAUGGUCUAGAGUUCAAGGUUGCCUUAGGAAACACCUGGAAAGAAAACCUAACUGAGCUUAGUGGUGGACAGAGGUCUCUAGUUGCCUUGUCAUUAAUAUUGUCCAUGCUCCUCUUCAAACCUGCUCCCAUUUAUAUAUUGGACGAGGUUGAUGCAGCCUUGGAUCUUUCUCAUACCCAGAAUAUUGGACAGAUGCUGCGUACCCACUUUACACACUCUCAGUUCAUUGUUGUGUCCCUCAAAGAAGGCAUGUUCAACAAUGCAAAUGUUCUUUUCAAAACCAAGUUUGUGGAUGGUGUUUCUACAGUAGCCAGAUUUACUCAGAGUCAAAACGGAAGAAUUCCAAAGGAAGCCAAGUCCAAGGCAAAGGGACCCAAGUGAGCACUGGCUGCAUGUUCAGAGACACGUCUUUACCUGGACCUGCUUUUUUAGACACGGCUUCAAGAACUUGUGAUCUGCUUUGUUUGUAUAAUUUCAUUAAUGUCAUUUCUUACAUUUUCUCUUUAUCAGUUGUAAAUGAGCAGAUUCCUUUCUUACCUAGUGUGACUAUGGUUCAAUUAUUGUGGUUGUGAUUAUAUGUGUUAUCAUCAGUUUUUUAUGCAAAUCUUUUGUAUAUUAGAGAUCCUGAGAUGCCAAACUGGUAAUCCUGUACACAAAACAAAACUACAAAGACAUAGAUGAUAUCAUCGGAUAAAUAGCUUGCAGUCAGCUUUAAUUAGUUUACUUUCUAAGGCAUUAUUAAUAUAUUUUCUUUCACUGAUAAAAUCA